Messenger RNA from Tarenaya hassleriana, 1009 nucleotides. Its product is annotated as E3 ubiquitin-protein ligase MARCH8. The record is from RefSeq and is a predicted model, not a curated record. The transcript has 2 exons. NCBI's taxonomy places the organism in Eukaryota, Viridiplantae, Streptophyta, Magnoliopsida, Brassicales, Cleomaceae. Gene Ontology annotation, molecular function: zinc ion binding. The coding region runs from base 313 to 873 and encodes 186 amino acids.
ACCACCCCCCAACUCAUAGAUGAACUUGGAUUCUCUCUCUCUCUCUCUCUCUCUCAUGGCUUUUCUUUUUCUACUGUUUUCUUUCCGAUUCGAUUGAUCCGAGCUUACAAUUUUACUUGUAUUCCACGUCUUGUCUUGUUCUGAAACAUAGUUUCUGUCUCCUGACACUCCUGGGUUCUGUCCUUUUUGACCUUUGUUGGUUCACAGACGUCGAUCAUAUUGUCUUAAUUGUUUCAGUUCUUGUCUUCUCUUUCUCUCUCUACACGCAAUAUCUCGGGUAUUAAGGAGAUCUCUGUGUUAGUUUCCUGAAAAAUGUCGUCUUUAGAAGUCUCUCAUGUAGAUUUGGAAAAUGGUACCCGAGACCGCCGGCCGAGGAGUGAUGUAAGCGACGAGGAAGAAGGCAGCUCGUGCGACGAGGAGUUUCACUCAGCAGUACGGAGCUUGUGCGGCGAGUCGGAGAUUGUGGACUCGGACACUGAACCCAGUGAGAGAGAAUGCAGGAUUUGCCACAUGGGUCUGGAGAGCAGUAGCCACGAGUGUGGAACUCCCAUGGUAUUGGGAUGUUCUUGUAAGGAGGAUCUGGGUUUUGUCCAUAAGCGCUGUGCUGAACACUGGUUCAAGAUCAAGGGCAACAAGACUUGCGAGAUUUGCCGUUCCAUAGCUCGGAACUUCUCGAUAACUGACGAGAUCGGCCAUGGGAACGGGGCGGUAGGGAGCGAGGAGGAAGAAGAAGAGAGAGCUGCUGCUGCUGCUUCGGAGGAAGAGGGCGGAAGACUCUGGAGGGGACAGAGGUUCCUGAAUUUCAUACUGACCUGUAUGGUAUCUGCCUUUAUCAUCUCAUGGUUCUUUCAUUUCAACCUCCCUUCUCAGUAACCUUAUUCCCCAACAUGAUGAUCAUCACUCAAAACAAAGAAAACCCGGUUAUACAUACAGAGAGUUUCUCAGACAAAACCAAACAAGUUAAACACAUAUCUACCCCGAUACACACACAUAUAUAUAUGUAUAUAUG